Manihot esculenta (cassava) is the source of this 1227-nucleotide messenger RNA. RefSeq lists its product as uncharacterized. The record is from RefSeq and is a predicted model, not a curated record. NCBI's taxonomy places the organism in Eukaryota, Viridiplantae, Streptophyta, Magnoliopsida, Malpighiales, Euphorbiaceae. The transcript has 4 exons. Bases 1 to 1227 code for a protein of 408 amino acids. Gene Ontology annotation, molecular function: RNA-DNA hybrid ribonuclease activity; nucleic acid binding.
AUGGCGAACCACAGACUGGACGGCGGGUUAGGUUUUAAAUCGCUCCAUGAUUUUAACUUAGCCAUGCUUGGUAAGCAGGGUUGGAACAUUAUUAACAGGCCUCAUUCUUUAGUGGCCCGCGUUCUUAAGGCUCGUUAUUUUCCAACAACAUCUUUUUUUGAAGCAUCUUUGGGCCACAAUCCUAGCUUUUUGUGGCGUAGUAUAUGGGCGACUCAGAGUCUGGUUAAAGCUGGUGCUUAUUUGAGAAUUGGGAAUGGCAGAUGGAAUGAGAGUUUAAUAGCUCAGUUGUUCAAUGAUAGAGACAGGAGUUGUAUUUUGAACAUCCCUCUAAGUCUUUCUUCGCACCCAGAUGUGUGGUGCUGGAAGUUUGCGUCCAAGGGUCACUAUUCUGUUAAGAGUGCUUACAGAUUUCUGGUUGCUGGGUUUCGAUAUAGGGAAGGUAGUGAGAUAUGGAGUCGUAUUUGGAAGACGAAGGUGCCUCCUAAAGUGCUUAAUUUCUGCUGGCGUGCUUUAGUUAAUUGUCCUUUUGCCCGCAGUUGCUGGUUGAGUUCGCCUUUGGGUUGGCCUGCAUUCUCCGCUGCCUCUCUUAGGGAGUGGUUCUCUUUAGCCUUCCUUACUGCUUCUGCGGAGAAUGCUUCCCUUAUUCUAAUGAUAUGUUGGGCUUUGUGGCAUAACAGAAAUAAUCAAUGGAGGGGGGCCUGUUCUGAUUCUACCAGCUACACCAAUGUUGUGUCGGCUUUGACUGUUUGGUCUCCUCCACCGCAGGGUUGGAUUAAGGUUAAUAUUGACGCCUCUUUAAACUCGCAACGAAGUUCGCUAGGCUUCGGCUGUGUAGUCCGAAAUGCUAAUGAUAGAUUUAUAGCGGCUAAAGCAGGCUGUUUUUGCAGUCAGAUGGAGGUUAAGUGUGCUGAGGCAGUGGCUUUUCGAGAGGCAUUGAGCUGGAUUAAAGAGUGCGGAUGGGAUCAAGUUCUUUUCGAAUCGGAUGCUCAGGUUCUUAUUGUGUCCAUUAACAAUGCUUCAUUAGAUGAUUUAUCACCUUUUGGUCUUUUGAUUCAAGAUUGUAAAUUGCUUCUAUCCAGUUAUGAGGAAGCAAGAUGUGCUUUUAUUCACAGGUCUGCGAAUGAUGUCGCUCAUGUUCUAACAACAUCGACUCAUUCUGAAUCAGGUCAAGGAGUUUUGGUUCAUGUCCCUCCUUCUUAUAUAGUUUCCUUGAUCGCUUUGAGUUAA